Exophiala viscosa is the source of this 1771-nucleotide messenger RNA. RefSeq names its product lipase/esterase. The transcript has a single exon. Gene Ontology annotation, molecular function: lipase activity. The coding region runs from base 278 to 1750 and encodes 490 amino acids. NCBI's taxonomy places the organism in Eukaryota, Fungi, Ascomycota, Eurotiomycetes, Chaetothyriales, Herpotrichiellaceae. The record is from RefSeq and is a predicted model, not a curated record.
GACGGAAGCUGUAAGCGAGGUGAACCUCGAUCGAUGACGUUGUCAUUUGAAAUAUGGACAAUAUCCGUCCAUCCAGGUACGUUGCGGUACAAGAUCUUCUAACUUCGCAAAUGAUGCACCUGAUGGAAUUGGUCUAGGUACUGUAAUAUCCCUUCUUCCUUUUUGCUGUCUCUCCUUUGUCUCUGCUGCGUCGCCCAUCUGGAUUCUGUCCCAUUUCCCACGGUCUCCCAAUACGAGGACGCAUCUCGAUAUCACAGUGCCCUUCUUUUCUACAGCAAUGGACGACUCUCCCACAGCCAUACUACGUGUAGUUCUACCUCGCUUGCCGCUCAUUCUCAAGACUGCUCUUUUCAAUGCUUUAUCAUUGUCCAAAAACUCUUCGAGACAAGAUGUGACCACUGAAGUCGCUGUCGUUGUCCUCCGGUCGGUCCUCCAGGUCAGGAAGCCUAUGCGCGUCCUACAGAAGACUACGACUCGCGAUCCUGGCAUCAAAGGCCCCAUUCUCAUAGCCAAGGUCUCCGUGCCGAUCUCUCAAGAGGGGGAUGUCCUGAAAGAUCUCUUGAACAGAGCCAUCAAAGAGCUAGGAAAUGGAUCAGAAACAUAUACACCACCCGAACUUACUGAAGUGCAAGCUGAGUGGACUGGCUACAAGGUGGGAGCUGCUAAGAAUGAGCCACGGCCAGACCUGGCUGAGGAAGACCAUUACAGGAUUUUGAUGGGAAGUGUGUCAUCACCUACGACGAUACUAUAUUUUCAUGGAGGCGCAUACUUUCUUCUCGAUCCAGCCAGUCACCGUAAAACAACCUCUUAUCUGGCCAAAUUAACUGGAGGUCGUUGCUAUUCAGUCCGAUAUAGACUGGCACCGCAGUAUCCCUUCCCUGCGCAACUGCUGGAUGCCCUAAUGUCCUAUCUCUCUCUACUGUCGCCACCACCAGGAAUGCCCCAUGAGCCCGUGGCCGCUCACAACAUUGUCUUUGCGGGCGAUUCAGCGGGUGGAAAUCUGGCCAUUGCUUUACUUCAGCUCCUUCUGACAUUGCGGAGGAUGGGGAUGACCACUAUCACGUUUCACGGUGUUGAAGUUCCAAUACAUCUCCCCGCCGGCGUUGCAGUCAAUUCUCCAUGGGUGGACAUCGGUCGUUCUAUGCCGUCAAUCAACAACAAUGCUCACUUUGACUACCUCGACCCUCCUAGUGCCGUUGGUAUCUCCAAAGCCGAGCCUACCCCUGACGACCUGUGGCCGACGUCGCCACCACGGGCCGAAAUCUUCUGCAACGCAUCAAUGCUGGUGCACCCCCUGACCUCCCCUCUAUCUGCUGCUCCGGAGUUAUGGAAAGGAAUGCCUCCUGUCUUCAUGUGCUUGGGCAAUGAAGGCCUCGAAGACGAGAUCACCAUCCUUGCCCGGAGAAUGCAUCAGGGCGGCGGAACCGUGAGUUUCAUGGGAUAUGAGGGCAUGCCUCACUGUUUCGCAAUGGUGUUCCCUACUGCGGCAAUGGCAAAGGACUGCUUUCAACGAUGGGCGAAGUUCUGCUCUGAUGUAAGCCGUGGUUCAGGGCCCAGCUCAAGUAGGGCUAUCUGGUCAGAGGCAUUUGCAAAUCCCCCAAAGUUCAGAGAACUGGAAAUGGACAACAUAAGCAAGCUAACCGACAGCGAUGUGCUUGACUCUAUGAAGGAGAGGCAAAACUAUGGUAUUGAGAGAGAGCAAGAUGCUGUAAAGAGAUGGAACGAGCAUCGGUCCAGAGCCAAACUAUGAGCACCCAGCCAGAUGUCAAGC